CCCGCCCAUACAGGGUGCUGGGUCUUGAACUAUAUGUCAUUUUCAGUGCACAGACGUCUGCCUGUGACUCCCCAAGUGACAACGUGCCCCAGCAGCACUCGGCAGUGCCUUUGUUUUCUUGCUCUACCUGCCAGCACCGGGUUUAUGACUCAAGAGAGGUUCCUGAAAAGUGAUGUGUAAAUGGAAUAUGGGAAAGAGUUAUUCAAGUCCACAAAACAGCCAAAUGACUCAAGACCUAGAUCUGUAUUCUCCUUGACCUUGCCCCCCACUCAACUAGCCGCCCCCCACCCCAGCCAAACGAGAGACCCCAGGAAAAACCAGGGGGCAAGGACAGCUAAAGAGAAGGUGAGUAGAAGGAAGGAACAGGGUGGCUGAAUAGUUAAGGGCUAGUCCUUGUCGUCUGGCUCUGCUAGGUGCCGAAUGUCGGGAGGGCAAGCUGACUGCAUGGGGAGCACUGGCCAGCGCCUCACCCUGUGCUUUGUACCCAACGGCAGCUGAGGCCGGGGCGGUGGGAGGGCUCGCGCUUUCCUUUCACUUUCUCAGGUCGCCAAGCCCGACACCUGGGGACCGAGCACCAGCUCCCACCACUCUGGCCCGGCCCGGCGGGAGAAAGAAAGGCGCGGAGGGCCAGGAAGGAAAACUAGGAGAAUAAAAUAAACAUUACCUGCCAGCAGAGGUGAGAGAGCGAGCCAGAAAACCAAAAAAUAAAACUGGAAGAAAUGGAGGAGGGUGUCAUAAGGCAGGAGCAACGUGAAGCAUGUCAAAUUUAAUCACCGAAUGGGAUAAGUUUUCAUGUAUUUUUAUGAAACAUUGGAUGAGGAGACCCAACACAACAUCAUGUGAAGAACGGUUGAAAGGCCCAGGGAUAUUUGCCUUGAGGGGAUAUGUUUGCUGCCUCAGAUUUCUGAUGGGCUGUCAUGUGGAAUCAGAAUCUGCCAAGUCCUGGCACAGCCCGGGGGCAACAGAUGGAAACCACAGGGAGAUAGAGUUCAACCCCAUGUCCAUUCUAGGUGGCAAGGAGCCAUGCAAUUCUCCAGCUCAUCCAGGGCAGCAGAUGAGAAUUUUGACUAUUUGUUCAAGAUUAUCCUCAUUGGGGAUUCCAAUGUGGGGAAGACGUGUGUGGUACAGCAUUUCAAAUCUGGGGUCUACACAGAGACACAGCAGAACACGAUUGGGGUGGACUUCACUGUGCGCUCCCUUGAGAUCGAUGGCAAGAAAGUGAAGAUGCAAGUGUGGGACACGGCGGGCCAGGAGCGGUUCCGGACCAUCACUCAGAGCUACUACCGCAGUGCCCACGCUGCCAUCAUUGCCUACGACCUCACCCGACGGUCCACCUUCGAGUCUGUUCCUCACUGGAUCCACGAGAUAGAAAAAUACGGAGCGGCGAACUUGGUCAUUAUGCUGAUUGGGAACAAAUGUGACCUGUGGGAAAAACGGAAUGUCCUGUUUGAGGAUGCCUGCACACUGGCUGAGAAGCAUGGCCUCCUUGCUGUUUUAGAAACAUCUGCCAAGGAGUCUAAGAACAUAGACGAGGUCUUCAUGCUGAUGGCCAGGGAGCUGAUCACCCGCAACAGCCUGCACUUAUUUGGGGAGAGCACGCUGAACAGCCUGGCCCCGGAUUCUAGGCCGGUCCUUGUGGCCCAGGGUCCGAAGGAGAAGACCCACUGCAUGUGCUGAAGACAUUCACGAGGCCAGUUGCAGCCACCGGAUGCCACGUCUGAUGCUGAAGGUAGCGGGAUACCCGGUUGUCUGCCACGUAGCAUCUCAGACCAAAGGACAGACUUGCCGCUGGUCCUUAACCCUUCCCUCCAGGAUGGGGAGCACUUUGCCUGGAUUCACACCAGAGGCCAGGCCUGCUGACCCUGAGUAAAGCCACACCACUGUUUCUCUUGGUUCCACUUCAGACUUGAGGCACAGGGGUAGGAGGACAAGGUCUGCUCUUCUUUACCCUUCCAUUUGGUCUCCCCAACCCUUCCAACCAGCUUCUACUGAAUUUUGCUUCUCGCUUGAAGAAGAGGGUAGUGAAAAAAGAAUAAAGGAGGGAUAUCAAGAGAGGGGAGAGGAUGUUUAGAACAUUCCAGAGCUGUUUAAAACAGCUCAGGUGUGUGUGGGGGGGGGUUGCAGAAAGAAAAAAAGCCUGCAGUGAUAAACCAGAACGCUGUUAACUUUUGCUUCCUGACGUUCACACCUCAGGUCUUUAGUUUGGGGAGCAAACCCUUUGACAUCAAGACCAUAAAUACUGUCUUGCCAAAUGGUCAAGAGCCAUGUGAUGGAGACAGAAUUGGAUCUCACUCUAUCCUAGCAGGGCUGAUGUGACCACCUUCCUAGAAUGUGGGAGAUGCUGACAAUUUCCUUCUAAAAUACCAGAUUAUCUGCUGGAUAAAAACUCGCUUGUGAAUUGAAAUUCAGUUGGCUCACAGAUGAAUGUCAAGCCAAUAUUGACCUUGCUGUGUGGCCCCCAUGUGUGCCGUGUACCUUCCAGAACCUGUCGAUAAUAAACAUUGUUUUUUCAAAGUU
Messenger RNA from Callorhinus ursinus (northern fur seal), 2517 nucleotides. It is a transcript of the gene RAB19, whose product is annotated as RAB19, member RAS oncogene family. Lineage: Eukaryota; Metazoa; Chordata; Mammalia; Carnivora; Otariidae. Gene Ontology annotation, molecular function: GTPase activity; GTP binding. The record is from RefSeq and is a predicted model, not a curated record.